Peronospora belbahrii is the source of this 1026-nucleotide messenger RNA. The record is from the annotation of a GenBank genome assembly. NCBI's taxonomy places the organism in Eukaryota, Oomycota, Peronosporomycetes, Peronosporales, Peronosporaceae.
AUGUAUGGACUGGACGAGCCUCAUCUUGAUAUCUUGACUCCUGCUUGGUUUUUUGUCUAUCUUGUUUCUAGUGACCAUGAUGAGAAUGCGUUUGGAUGGCAAUUGUUUCAUGAUCCACAGCGCAAUUUGAUCUAUUACUUGCACAAUUAUACGGGAGAAGUCCGAUGGCCACGACCAGAGACCGUGGGGUUUGUCAUGCAUGGACUCAAACCUUUACCUGCUUAUAGUGAACUCGAAGCUAAAACGGACAGUACCAGUGUCGAUCCUGACAUUUGGAGCCCAUACUACCCUCAUGUGGUAAUGUUACCCUCUGGUUUAGUUCAAGUCCAUCCUACUCCUGGUUCCAACACGCAAGGCACGACAGAAAUGUGGUGUGGAUACAAUCGAUUUCCACUGACACAUGUUGGAGAUCAUGAAGCACUUGCUGAGUCACACAGGAAAAAAGGACUCGAUAGAGUCGCGAUGCUGACGUCUGAACCGAGAAUCCUGCCACCUACAUGGGAAGAAUCACGCAGUGGGUCACCUUUCUUGCCUCCGUAUCCCGUAGCAAUCCUCAAACGUGAUGAUACAGAGGGCAAGCAUAACACUAUGCCAAGAUCACCUCUUCCCAGUCUUGACGAGCAGUUCCAUACGCCUGUAGUUGAGACUCUACACAUUUAUGAUCAUCUCAAGAACGGUGAUCUUGGACGAGUGCACGGCAUCGUGGACUAUGCAAUGGCCACGAGCCAAAAAGCGACAAACGCAACACCUGCUUUCAAACAUCCAGCUUGUCAAAAAGCGUUCCCGGCACCAAACACGGAGAAGAAGGAGCAUAAUCGAAAAGGAUAUCUACUUCGUCAGGCACGAAAAUUGAUGCGAGAGGGUGGUGGUAGUACACAAGCUAUAGCUUCAGCAUCAACGUCCAAGCAGCGUAAGAACCAGGAGACGGCAGUACCAACCAUGAUGAGACUCCAGCGUCCAGUGGAAGAGAACCACAAGAAUUGUACGGCUUAUAGAGAUGAGACGACAUUGCUAGUAUCACAAUGA